GACCAAGACUGGAGUUCAGGGAAUCCUCCACAGACACAUUCUACUUCUUAUCAGAUUCACGCUGCACGUAUGUUCAGCAGGUGUGGACUUCUCUUCCUGAUUCUUGCUUUAUCACUUGUGCUGAUCAGCUGACUGGAGAUUCAAACCACAACAUCAACAUACUUGGCAUGCUUCUUCCUCAUCUACCAGUGACGACGAUACACCGGGGGAUGCGGUCAAAACAGAAAGGAGACGAAGAAGAAGAAGAAGAAGAAAGUUUUGACAAGAAGUUGGAUGAACCUUGAGAGGCGGCAUCAUCUUUAAUCUUUGGCAUCCACACACACCUACAUAAUAGAGGAUCCCUGUUUGGAACUUGUGGCGGGAGGACUUCAUAUGUGUGAGCGUGCCUGUAACUUCAUCAGGCUUGGAAUAGACCCAGGGACGCUGACACCUCUUAACCUCCUGGUCUGGCCUGGCGCUGAGAUGGUGCGAGUCAGCUGGUGUGUGCGCUAACAGCUGGAGAUAACAACACCCAAGGGCAACACACGGUUGUAAACAACAACGCGCUGCGAUCGAAAAGUAUCUUUAGUGUAAUUUGGAAACCUCUCUCCACCCUGUCAUGCACCAGCAAAAGAAUAUUUCAGCCAACAGCGAGUGUGCACAUACUGUACAAGUGUGUGUGUCUGAGUGUGUGCUGCAGAGGGGCGGUGAUUUUCCAGAUUGCCGGAUUGCCUAAUUACCCCCUUUUUAGGUUUGGGAAUCCCGCCCAGAGUCUUUCAAACACAAAGGGAAGAGAAGAAAGGAAAAUAGAUGAUUUAAGUCUGGCUUUCGGCUUGUGACACCGAGAUUAAUUGAAGGAGAAAGAGGUUGGAAGUUGAGACUGUCCGGGGUCAGAGUCACGAUGUGGAACUGUGCAACAAAAGUGACGGAAAACUGGGUUACAGCUGAACUUCCUCCUGGAACUAAUUUAAUACUCGACAUGGAAUCUGAAUAGUUUGAAGCAUUUUAGCAUGUGUGCAGAUGCUGUAUUCAGAAAUGUUUGGAAUCUCGUGAUCUGGAGUGAAUAUCUACCAACCAACCUGAGGAUCUGCUGUACAUCUGAGGAUUAUUUUCCAGCUUAAAUCUUAGUUUUCAAGGCGUACAUCUUCCCAUCUUAGACUUUGCUUUCCCUACAAGAGGAUGAGAAGGGAAAGGAGGUCUGCUUCCUUUCGUAAGGAGAAACCUGCAGGCCUGUCCCGCGCUCUCAGCUGGCUGAAUGUGUCCACGCUCUCCCGCCAGAGCAGACGCAUCUUCCACAGUCAGAAUAACCUCCACGCCGUCCACAGCCGUCAACCGUACUCGCACUCGCACACUCACCUUCAUGCGGCAGACAGAGACGCGGAUGACGAGGAUGACGACAACUGGGUGUAUCAGCCUCAACACAAAAUAGCGGUGUCUAACCUGGAUGAGGAGAGCAAGUGGACGGUCCAUUACACAGCUCCGUGGCACCAGCAGGAGAACGUCUUCCUACCAGGCAGCAGGCCGCCCUGCGUAGAAGACCUCCACCGUCAGGCCAAAGUCAACCUCAAGACCGCCCUGCGAGAAUGUGACAAGUUGAGGAAAGAUGGUUUCCGCAGCUCUCAGUACUACUCUCAGGGUCCCACCUUUUCUGACCCCUUACAGUCCACCGGCUGCCUGCAGGACGAGGAGGAGGAUGACAAUGAUAAGAAGUCCACAGCUUCAUCAGCGGAGGACAGCAAAUCUCAGCUCUCCAUGAGGCCCCAGACCCCGCAGGGAGGGGGUGAAGGAGGGGAGGCUUACGAGGUUGACGGACAGGUUGUAUGGCACAAGGGCACAGCACUCCCCACCCCGGAGGAGAAAAUGAGGCUGGCGGCCCGGGCCGUGCCCACAGACAUAGUUCCCAUCAACGUCACAGGGGCAGUGUUUGACCGACAGGCGAGCGUCCGGCGCUCCCUCAUUAACACUGACACCGUGUCCCGCCGGCCCAAGAAGGUCAAACGCAGAAAGACUAUAUCAGGGCUGCCUGACAACUUCAACCAUGAGCUAGCAGCAAAAGCACACGGCGGAGAGCUCCGGCCGCAUUCCAUGUUCAUCCCGGGACAGUACUCCACCUUGGGCAGAGUUGGGAGCGUCAACUCAACGCUCCGACGUUCAGACACCAGAGACUCCGGCUGCCAGACAGAAGAAAUAAAGGUUGUACCCCCGUCCAUGAGGAGAAUCCGGGCUCAGAGAGGACAGGGAAUCGCUGCUCAAAUGGCCGGCAUUUCCGCUUCCUCCUCGACAGGAAGUAUAUCCAUUUCGAGCAACGACAGCUCUGGGAUCUUGAUGCUGCCGCAGUUUAAUAGAGAUCCUUCCCGUUUUCACAGUCUGCCCCGACAGGGAGCCAGGGUGUCCCUCAGUGCGGACCCCCUCUGUAGCAGCACCCCUAUCAGGUCAGAGGAGCAAACCACACCUCAGAGGCAGAUUGGAAAGCUUCAGGUCGACAAUACAGUGGUGCACAUGAGGAACGCCCCAAGGACAGGCACCCUGCCUAGGCCCAAGUCUCAGGAGUUUAGGGGGACGCAGGCCAGUGAUUGGGGUGGUGGACCAGCAUGUGUGGUGUCCCCACAUGCUGCCUAUUCCACCUCAGUCAUCCCCAACGCCACCCUGUCUAGCUCCUCUGAGGUCAUUACCCUCAACACCUCCCCCGCCUCAGCUUACCCCACAGCUCGACCGCUCAGUCUGGCUUCCUCCACCAACGCCGACCGCAUGAUCCCCAGUCUAACAGCCUUCACCCACAGCUCCACCUGCCCCGCCUUGGCCACCUCUACCCCCACUCAUACACCACAGGAUGGCGGCCUGGUAGUCGCAAAACCUGCUAGCGAGUCAGGGCACUCGGACAGCAGUAUACACAGCCACAGCACCCUGGCCCCCACGCCGCCAUCCUGUCUGCCAGAAGAGCAGUGGAUCUACGACACGCCAGAAAACGUGGUGGUUCCACACCGUACUCUGACCUCCAGCUGCUCCACUCCUAUAAACCAGCUGUAUAGCAGUCUGGACCUCUCCUCCAGGACCACCACCGACUCCAGCUCCCUCUAUUCCCAAGACAACGAUGGAUACUACACCUCCAUGCACCUGGACUCGGGCCUGCGCUCUCGCAGCCAGGGCAGUGGGCACAUUGCAACACCUGGACGGGGCACCAGGCACAGCAUGUACGAGUGCCGCGAGAUGGCCAAUCAGGAAGACUCUGCGAGCUUGUACAGUGACCGCUCGCUGUCCCGCAGCAUCUCCCUCCGCAAGUCCAAGAAGCCUCCGCUGCCCCCGGCUCGUACAGACUCUCUUAGACGCAAGACUUCUGCGAAAAAGCCCCUCGGAGGCGUCAGCGCCAUCGGUGGCGCUAAGGAGCCAAACGCAGCCAUGCUCAAUGAGACUCUGAUUGCCAGCUUGCAGCAGAGCUUACAGAUGGGGCUGAGAGGAGGGAAAGGAAAAGGGGCUUCACCAUCUUCACCCUCUCACAGCCCGAGCAGCGACUACGAUGACCCUUGGGUGCUACGGCCACGCAGUCAGAGCAGCAUCAGCGCAGGUAGCUCUGCAGCGUCACUAGGAGCUAACGCCAACUGCGGCGGUGUGUCUAACGUGUACUCGCUAUGCCACGUAACGCCCGCUCACAGUGACACCAGCAGCUUGCGCUCGGACUACGCUGAUUCCUGGGGCUACUACAUGGACUACCCUCGUAACCAUGGAGACCAGAGGGCACAGACCCCUCCGGCCCACGCCACAGAUAACAUGUCGACUGGGGCUCAUCCGGGAGAAUUACAGAACGGAGGUGAGAUUCUCAACAACAGCGAGGCCCCUGGAGCUCCAGGCCAGGAGAGAGGGGUGGCAGUGAAGCCCAAAAUGUCCACCUCCUCACCGGACAGGGUGCACAGGUUGACCUCCCCAUCUAGCGGCUACUCCAGCCAGUCCAACACCCCUACAGCUGGAACCCCAGUGCCCUCGUUCGUCAGGUCCAUGUCUCCUUCAGGCAGCCGGCCCAAACCCAAAGUGCCCGAGAGAAAGUCCUCUCUCCUCUCCUCUGUAUCCAUGUCCUCCUCUUCCACCUCCCUUUCCUCCAACACCUCGGACUCUCUUAAAAGCUCCGGACCUCCUCCGCCACCACCUCCACCCUUGGCCUUCACCUCCUCCUCAGCUCCCACCACCAAUCUCAGCCCACCUCCACCCUUCCCUCCCCCUCAACCGCCAUGCUCCAAUGCAGGCACUCCUCCUCCACCAGCUCCCCUGAUACCAACCACUCCACAGGGUCCAACUCUGAUCCCACCCCCUGCUUGCUCCACCUCCCCAGAAUUCCCUCCUCCUCCAUCCCCUGAAAUGCUAAUCCACCCCAGUUCAUCCUUCAAUGGGAGCUUCAGUCCUCCCCUUCCACCUCCCCCUCCCGUCCCCUCCUUGGGGCCCCCUCCACCUCCUCCACUGCCUGCUUUUGUCCCACCGUCGUCCUCCCCAUCUUUUGUGAAGGCGGUGAAAGAUGCUCCUAAAGCAGCUCUUUCCGACAGCCCUCUCAAGUCCCCUAAGCCCCUCAUCACCCCGUUUGCGCUGCAGAGCAUUCAACUCCGCUCCGUUAGACGGCCGGAGAAGGAGAUUAACGGCGAAUCAGACCACAGCAAAGCUCAGGAAACAGGGGUGGACCUCCUUCAGGGUCUAAAGCCCCAGACCCUGGACAAGUCUCCCUCCCUGGAGCAUCCCACUGUGAUACACCUGUCAAACGGCUCCCCAGAAGAAGAUUCACGUAACUCCUCACCAUCACCUGUGUCAAAGCUCUUGGAAGAGUUGUCCUUCGACAGCACAGAUGACGCACCGGUCAUGAAUUGGAAAGUAGAGGAUCAGAUUUACUUAAACGGAAAAGAAAAAGUUGAAGGACGGGAAUCAACGCCCAGUCCCCCACGGAGCUCCCAAAGCUCUCCUAUCAAACAGAAGCCCCCAGUCGUCUCCAAGAAACCCAAAUUCUCUUUUGUCCCACCAUUUUACCCCCAACCAAUAAAUGAACAGCUUCCACCUCAGCAUGAGGACAUAACCAACCUGUCGCAAAUAGAAGACCAAGUAGACGCGCCGCAAACAAAGAAAGAAGACAGUAAAAGUGAGCAACAGGAGGAAGAGGAAACUCCAGAGAGCUCCGAGCUUCUAGCAGAAAGCAGUGAAACAUCAACAGUAGCCCAGGACGAGUCCUACGUUCUUGCUUCUGCCAGUUUUGACCAUGGACUAUAUACCAAUGGAGAGGCUCAUGAAGAGGAAGAGGAGGAUGGGACAAGUAGCACGACUGGAUCCAUCAGCUCCAAGGAGGACGACACUGGUGAGGUGUUUUACUCCAGCACGGCUGAAUCGUCUCCGGCCCCGUCAGCCAACGGGGCCCGCGACGAGAACAUGGUGACCCCGACUCCCACGCGGCCCCGAACCACUGAGGACCUAUUUGCCGCCAUUCACAGAGGGGGCAUGCAGUGGGUGGGUGCAUCCUUUCUAGAGAGGUCGAAGCGCAAGGUCCUGGGUCGCAAGGAGUCUGAGGAGGACAAGUCCCGGACUGGGAGCCAACCACAGUCUCCACCCGCCACCCCAACCGGCGGGUCUCCAGUUACGGUGUCCCCAGGAUUGGUGUCCCCAGGUAUGGUGUCGCCAGGUACGGUGUCCUCCUUGCCCCGCCAGUCAGGCUCCAUCCAGCGCAACCUCCGCAAGUCCUCCACCAGCAGCGACACCUUCAAGGCCCUUCUCCUGAAGAAAGGCAGCCGUACGGAGACCAGCUUCAGGAUGUCGGCCACGGAGAUGCUCCGCUCCACCGACCCUCGCUCCCAGAGACCGUACUCGGAGUCGGCGUUAGACUCCCCUGCUGGUUCACCCUCCUCGCUGUCAUCGCCAAACAGCCCUUGCGGCUCCCCCAGCCGUGGCAAGAGGGCAACAGACGAGUGGAGCCGCUACGAGGCCCUGGCUCUGUCCUCGCCGACUUCGUCGUCCUAUUCAAUGAGCGGGUUUAAGUACGGGCGCUCACGCACGCCGCCCUCUGCUGCCAGCAGCAAGUACAACGCGCGCAACCGAAUCCUCAGCAGUCCAAUGACAGUAAUCUGUGAGCGCGAGGGGGAGCUGGCUGAAAGCGAGUACGGAGACACUGCUGAAAGUCUGUCCGCACCCACGGCUCAGACCCUCCCUGUACUCAAUAACUCCAACGGCACUUUUUCUGAAGAGGGCAGAAGUUAAAGAGCAAGGAGCGCCCCUUAAAUACAGGGAGCUGAACUCACUCAUCAUAAACAGGUAGGGGGCAGGAAGAGGAGCCAAUAGGAGGCCCUCUAGAGACACCUUCCUGAGCCCCACCCCCUCGGCGCUGCCUCUGAGGGAGUGGACAUGUCGGGUCCUGAUGUGAGGUCAGAGGUCGCCCCGUCAUGGACCGGGGCUGAACUUAGUCUGAAGUGGAGAACUGGUUCUGCUGCAGCUUUUCAUGAUUCUCACUCUGUCCUUCGUUUGGUGACUCACCCUUUGUGUUAAAAGAAUAGUGUUUCUUUUACGCCUGGUGUUCUUAGUUUGUUUUCCAUUUGUUUUGCUGUUUUUUUAACUUCAUUUUGUCCUUAGUUUUUUUUUUGAAGGACAAGGUUAAGAUGGUAAACUAAGGUGAAUUGAAGGAGUUGAAAAGUCACAAGUUGUAACUUUGCUGCUGUGGUGCAACGUAGCCGGGCAGUUGGAUAGAGAGAGUGGGAUGUAGAUGUCUUCUCAGCUUCUGCUUCUGUUGGCUCUGGAAAGUGUUUGAGAGCACCACGGUUUGCAAGUGUUGGCUUCAAAACAGCCCAUAAUAUUGUGGAAAGAACCCCGAGGACGUGGUACAACAAAGAGCUCCACGGUACAACUUCAGCUACGGUUCUCGCCAGGUUUUGCUUUCUGCUCUUAGGUCAGAGGUUUAGUUUGCAGAGCUGGUAUGUUCAGUGGUUCGUAGGAAGUGUUGAGAGGGCUCAGUGCUGUCACCUAGUGACGGCCAGGAAGUAAACAACUGUCGAGUGUAAAAAGACUCAACCAAAACAGCAAAUUUACUCUAUAAAAAAAGGUGCAUAAAUCCUCUAUUAAUUGAAUUUUAGUUUGUAGAUUUUGCACUGUGCAUAGGUCUUUUUCUUUGUGACUAUGUUUUCAAAGAUUGUUUUAAUAAACAAGUGAUGUCAUGAUGUGUUUGGGAGUUAAGUAUGAAUCUAUAAAUGUAAAGAAAUGACAUUAGAAAAAAAAGCUUAUUUUACUGUCCAGGUCUUUUAGUGGUUACCAAAGAGCUGAAAAAUUAAUCUGUUAAUCUGGAAGUGAACACAAUCUGAGAGUGCGACCGCUUGUCUGACACAAUGCGUACGGUCCAGUCGUCGCUACGUUUUGCCGAGACCUACUAGAAGCUUUUUAGGGCUUAAAUGAUUUCUAUAAUGACGUUGACCUUUCUGCUAAGCUUAUCCUUUUUGCAGUUUUAUAUGAUUGUGUAUGUAAAUACAUAGAGAAAGGAGUUUUAAGUAACAUUUUUGACUUAUUUUCAAAGACUGUACAUUGUUAGAGCCCUGUGUUUGCUGGAAGGGAGUGGUUUCCUUUUUUGUAGAUUAUUUAUUUUCACAUAGCGGGGCUGCAAACGGUGUCGCGAUCAGAGUCACGGGGGAGCGUUAGGAGGGCCACAUUUACUACGCUGAUCCCACCACGCCAUUUCUUUCUUUUUAAAAAAGGUGCUUCAACGUAAAACAAAAAAUGCAAUAAUGUCAAUAUUUAUGCUAAAGCCUUGUACUGCCCUUAAUCCUGAGUCAUGCAAAGCCCAUGCUGGUGCUCCCAGCUGAGUAAAUGUGGUCUCUUUAGAAGUCAUAAACUGAGGUGACAGGCGUGAGACUUAAUAACCUCCUGACAGCCAUAGCACCCUGUGGCUUAAUCACCUGUGACCAAAGUGUGUCUCCCAGCUCCCGCCCGGCCAUGAUUGAGCACUUGCUGGGGCCCGGGCUUGUUGUCUCGCGACAGGAAAAACGUCUCAAUCGCAGAGAGAGCUUGUGAAAAGACGGGAAGACAGAAGAAGUAGUUGGGAGUGGAGCUGCUUGUGUAUGUCUGUGUAAUAAAAAAAACAAGGUGAUAUUUAAA
Molecule: messenger RNA, 8073 nt
Organism: Sebastes umbrosus (honeycomb rockfish)
Lineage: Eukaryota; Metazoa; Chordata; Actinopteri; Perciformes; Sebastidae
Gene: nhsl1b
Product: NHS-like 1b
Exons: 9
Coding region: 1159-6195 (1678 amino acids)
Biological process (GO): cell differentiation
Source: RefSeq, a predicted model, not a curated record